AUGCCUUCUCGAACCAACGGUGUCGGCGUUCAGGCCGAAGAUACCAGGAUCUGUGUGGUUAUGGUCGGUCUUCCAGCCAGAGGCAAGAGUUAUAUUGCCCAACGAGCCCAGAGAUAUCUUCAAUGGCUCUCUAUUCCUGCCCAGACCUUUAACGUCGGCAAUUACCGUCGCAAUGACGCCCCCCAGCCCAAGGCCGACUUUUUCGACAUCAACAAUCCCGAAGGAGAACGUACCCGCCGUGCCGCUGCCGAAGCUGCUGUUGCCGACAUGCUCGCUUGGUUCCGCUCUGGCGGUAUUGUUGGUAUACUCGAUGCUACAAACUCCACUCUAGAGCGUCGUAAAUGGGUGUUGGAAGUGUGCAACGACAACGGCGUUGAAGUUCUAUUUGUGGAAAGCAAGUGCGACGACGAAGAGCUCAUCAUGGCCAAUAUCCGCGAUGUUAAGACCACUAGCCCGGAUUACCGCGGACAGGACCCUGAAACUGCCGCCCUUGAUUUCCGCAACCGUAUUCGCAACUACGAGAAGGUGUACUGCACCAUUGAUGCCGAGGGCAAGGAGUCUCACCUCACCUACCUCAAGAUCAUGGACGUCGGGAAGCAGGUCAUCAUUAGCCGCAUCCGAGAUUACCUCCAGAGCCGAAUUGUCUACUAUCUCAUGAACCUUCACAUUCGUCCACGAUCAGUCUGGCUGUCAAGACAUGGUGAAUCUUUGUACAACAUUGAUGGACGAAUUGGUGGUGACACUCUUCUGUCUCCUCGUGGUGAGCAGUAUGCCAGGAAGCUUCCUGAGCUUGUCCGCAAGUCUGUUGGCGAUGAUCGCCCCCUUACAGUAUGGACCUCGACUUUGCGACGAACCAUUGCAACUUCCCGCUUCCUUCCUCCGCACUACAACCAGCUUCAGUGGAAGGCACUUGACGAGCUUGACUCAGGUGUCUGCGACGGUUUGACUUACCAAGAGAUUAAGGAUCGAUACCCUGAGGACUUUGCCGCGCGCGAUGAAGACAAGUACAACUACCGCUACCGUGGCGGAGAGUCGUAUCGCGACGUUGUCAUCCGCCUUGAGCCCAUCAUCAUGGAACUUGAGCGUAGCGAGGACAUCCUCAUCGUCACUCACCAAGCUGUACUGCGAUGCGUGUAUGCUUACUUCAUGAAGAAGGACCAGUCCAAGAGCCCCUGGAUGAAUGUUCCCCUGCACACAUUGAUCAAGCUUACUCCGGGCGCUUAUGGCACCGAGGAGGUCCGCUACGAAGCCAACAUCCCGGCCGUCAGUACUUGGAGAGGCAAGGGCAGCACCGCUAAGCAUGAAAACCCAGCCCCUGGUGUUUUGUAA
Fusarium sp. VM40 is the source of this 1329-nucleotide messenger RNA. The record is from the annotation of a GenBank genome assembly. Lineage: Eukaryota; Fungi; Ascomycota; Sordariomycetes; Hypocreales; Nectriaceae.